GAUCUCCCCGGGAUCUCGCCUGCACAGAGGACCGAUUUGGGCUUCUGAUAAAGAGACGGUCUUAGACAUGGGGAACUCCACAGGAUGCACCGUGGACGAUCUACAGGCUGUCGAGAUGCACCUCUGGUACAAGAAAUUCAUGACCGAGUGUCCUUCAGGUCAGUUAACGCUCCACGAGUUCAAGCAGUUCUUUGGACUCCGAGGUCUCGAUCCAGAGGCCAACGCUUACAUCGAACAAAUGUUUCGCACCUUUGAUAUGAACAAGGAUGGAUAUAUAGACUUCAUGGAGUAUGUAGCGGCACUUAGCCUCGUAAUGAGAGGAAAAAUGGAGCACAAACUGCGCUGGUACUUUAGACUUUAUGAUGUGGAUGGCAACGGAUGCAUAGACCGACAUGAACUGCUCAACAUCAUAAAGGCAAUCCGUGCCAUUAACGGCAGUGAAUCUCAAGAUGUGAGCCCUGAAGAGUUCACCAACCGAGUGUUUGAGAGGAUGGACGUGAACGGAGACGGUGAGCUGUCGCUAGAGGAGUUUGUAGAAGGUGCGCGGCGGGAUGAAGAGUUCAUGGAGGUGAUGAUGAAGAGUUUGGACCUCAGUCACAUUGUGGCCAUGAUCCACAACCGCAGAAACAGCAUGUAAACACUAGAAUCUUACCAAAAUGUAUGAAAAAAAGCUCAUUUUUCAACAUCAUAGACGGUCUGCGCUUCAGUACUGUUUUUAACAUACUCCUGUCACACACCGUCAGUCAAGAUCCCUUAAUACUUUUUAAAGUUUUCCUGACACAGUUUUCUUUUUAAUGCAUGGUCUAAUAGCAUUACCUGCUAAAUAGCAAGUCUUUAAUUUAUUUAGUGUUUACACAUGGUCACUGGUUUUAUCAGCAGAAAAUUAACA
Molecule: messenger RNA, 889 nt
Organism: Clarias gariepinus (North African catfish)
Lineage: Eukaryota; Metazoa; Chordata; Actinopteri; Siluriformes; Clariidae
Gene: guca1aa
Product: guanylate cyclase activator 1A
Exons: 4
Coding region: 68-637 (189 amino acids)
Molecular function (GO): calcium sensitive guanylate cyclase activator activity; calcium ion binding
Source: RefSeq, a predicted model, not a curated record